AUGUCGCCGGAUUCUCUUAAUCCCUCCAAACCCAUCGCCAUAACCACCGGCAAUCGGAAGCUCCCGCUCCUUCUGGUUUUUCCGACGAUUGAAACGCUGUCUUUGUCGGCGGCUGCCGCCGAUCCGGUUACCUCUCUGAGUCUCUCUUUGCCGAGAUCCAACGAAGCUCCACCGUUGAUAAACCGCCAAAAUCAUCUCGUCCCUAUUCCCCAGCCUCCCCAGGUGUCUCCACCUGCAAAAGUUGAUUUACCCCCACUGCCUCCGCAAAGCUUCCAGUUCGCCGCCCCACCGUCGCCUCAAACGGAGGAGAAACCUCUCUUCAGCUCGGAGUUCUUGGUAGAGUUGCAGGAGAUGAUAAGGAAAGAAGUGAGGAACUACAUGUCCGGGGUUGAACACAACGGCCUUUGUACGCAGGCUGAAGCAAUUCAAAAUGCGGUUGCGCCGACGCCGCAGCGUAUCGGCAUUUGGCAUCGGCAAGAUUAA
Messenger RNA from Ipomoea triloba (trilobed morning glory), 483 nucleotides. RefSeq lists its product as uncharacterized. The coding region runs from base 1 to 483 and encodes 160 amino acids. The transcript is spliced from 2 exons. NCBI's taxonomy places the organism in Eukaryota, Viridiplantae, Streptophyta, Magnoliopsida, Solanales, Convolvulaceae. The record is from RefSeq and is a predicted model, not a curated record.